Messenger RNA from Phascolarctos cinereus (koala), 3022 nucleotides. RefSeq names its product Wnt family member 3 (gene WNT3). NCBI's taxonomy places the organism in Eukaryota, Metazoa, Chordata, Mammalia, Diprotodontia, Phascolarctidae. Gene Ontology annotation, molecular function: frizzled binding; cytokine activity. Gene Ontology annotation, cellular component: extracellular region. Gene Ontology annotation, biological process: cell fate commitment; neuron differentiation; canonical Wnt signaling pathway. The record is from RefSeq and is a predicted model, not a curated record.
UGCGUUUCUGACAAACCCGAAAGUCAUUUCCAAUUUCAAGUGGACUUUGUUCCAACUAUUGGGGGCGUUCGCUUCCCCUCUUCAUGUUUGCCUGCAAACUUCCUCCUCCAACCCAGGACUAAUGGAUCACCACCUGCUUGGAUUUCUCUUCUCCUUCCUGUUCAGUGGCACCAAGGUCUUAGCCGGUUACCCAAUUUGGUGGUCCCUGGCCCUGGGGCAGCAGUAUACAUCAUUGGGGUCCCAGCCUCUGCUCUGUGGCUCCAUUCCUGGCCUGGUUCCCAAGCAGCUUCGCUUCUGCCGCAACUACAUUGAGAUCAUGCCCAGUGUGGCAGAGGGAGUGAAGCUGGGUAUCCAGGAAUGCCAGCAUCAGUUCCGGGGCCGACGUUGGAACUGUACCACCAUUGAUGACAGCCUGGCCAUCUUUGGGCCUGUGCUUGACAAAGCUACUAGGGAAUCGGCUUUUGUGCACGCUAUCGCCUCUGCUGGUGUGGCUUUCGCAGUCACCCGAUCUUGUGCUGAGGGUACCUCUACAAUCUGCGGCUGUGACUCCCAUCACAAGGGGCCUCCUGGGGAUGGCUGGAAGUGGGGUGGCUGCAGCGAAGAUGCUGACUUUGGAGUGCUAGUCUCCAGGGAGUUUGCUGAUGCCAGGGAGAACCGUCCAGAUGCCCGCUCUGCCAUGAACAAACAUAACAAUGAGGCCGGCAGGACGACUAUCCUGGACCACAUGCACCUCAAAUGUAAGUGCCAUGGACUCUCAGGGAGCUGCGAAGUGAAGACCUGUUGGUGGGCCCAGCCCGACUUCCGGGCCAUUGGUGACUUCCUCAAAGACAAGUAUGACAGUGCCUCUGAGAUGGUGGUAGAGAAACACCGAGAGUCAAGGGGAUGGGUGGAGACCCUUCGGGCCAAGUAUGCACUCUUCAAACCACCUACUGAACGGGACCUAGUCUAUUAUGAGAACUCUCCCAAUUUCUGUGAACCCAAUCCUGAGACAGGGUCCUUUGGAACCAGGGAUCGGACUUGUAAUGUCACCUCCCAUGGGAUCGAUGGCUGUGACCUGCUGUGCUGUGGCCGAGGCCACAACACACGGACAGAGAAGCGAAAGGAGAAAUGUCAUUGCAUCUUUCAUUGGUGUUGCUAUGUCAGCUGCCAAGAGUGUAUCCGUAUCUAUGAUGUCCAUACCUGCAAGUAAAGACCAGAGGGCUCUGGGAGCAGGUGAAGCAUGUGUCUGGGAGGACUGACCACAGUCCCAUGGGAAGCCAGGAUCUACAGCCAAGACCCAUGCUCACAGCAUCGGAGAGCAUUGAACAAAACAGACUAAUGCCAGAUGCAUGUGUGGUAAAUUACCUGGACCUAACCCACCCAAUGACUGGGACUUUUUCCUCCUUCCUUUUCCUCAAGAUUUUCACCCUACUCUGGAUGCUUUGUGGUUUUUUGUUUUUGUUUUGUUUUUAAGAAGAGGCUCUCUCUUUGGUUCUCUAGGGUUUGACAGGCACAGACCCCAGAGCUAAUCUUUGCACAUGUUAAGAGAAAAUAAAAAUUAAAAAAAAAUGUCAACUCCAGCAGGACAGGUUGGGCUGAUCUGAGCUCUCUGCCGGAUAACAGCAAUCACUGUUUUCAAACUGUUCCUUACGAUGGGAUUCCUCAGUCUGCAAGGUGGGAAUUAUGAGGCAGGACAGCCCCCUGUGGCAUCCUCUUCCCUAACUGCUCCCAUCCAAAUGUGACAUCCCUUUACACGCUGGUGAAAAGCCAUAGUUUUAGUGAGGAUAAAGUGGUAGGCUGGGCCAAGGCUGUUCUGCAAGAGGCUUUUGAACUUUAAGCACCUGUUAAGUUGGCCAAACGGCAGCCGUUCAUUGUCUCAUUUUUUCCAGGAGGCUGUUCUGCCUAAGAAGUAUUUAUGAACAAUAGAUGCAAAACCCAAAGUCUCUUUGUAAAGAGGGUUCACCUGAAAAUGCAGUCAAGUGAUUUUUUUUGUGAACCGGCAACCUGGGUAAGGCUUGUUCACCAGCUCUAAUGGAGUCUUACAGAAAUCUUUAUGAGGCCAUCCAUCCGUGGUCUUUUUUUCCCCUUUAGUUGUAGGAAUGAGAAGUAUUCUUGUUUCCUUUGAAAUAAGGACAAUUCCCCCACCCCAUACUCAACAACUGUCCAUAUCUUUCUUUGACCUAUAUAAGGAAAAAUGCAAUCCAAUGAAAAGCUCAUCAGUACUUCUUUUCUUCCCCUUAUUGGUACUCAGAGGUAGCACUCUGAACAUUUACUUAUAAUCCAUUGACAUAUUUGACAUAAUCCAUUAAUGACAGGCAGGAUUGAUCUUCUUGGUCCACAAAUUAUCGGGAUGCACUUAGUAGGACCAACUACCCAGCCUUGGGACAAUUUUACAUCUUCUGUAGAUGGCUAUUAAAAUCCAGGCAGAUGAUUUUUUUUUUGGGGGGGAGACUUUUAUAAAAAUACAUGGAAAGAGGAUUCAGGGAAGAAAGUUAUUUUCUAUUUGAGCUAUGAUGUUCUUGGACCAGGGGUCAGGAGAGAGAAUUAGUAGCACUCUCCUUGCUGUCUAAGAUGCUCUACACGAUUACCUAGAAGCCUAGCAUGCAUACUUUAAGCUGCAAAAAGUACAUUUCCUCCUCCCCUUCCCCUUCCCCACCUGCCCUAUAAAGGAGCCUGAAUGCUCUGUCCACCUCACCUUAGACUGCCAAGUGUUAAACCAAGGCGACUUGGUGAUGCUUGCUAUAACUGAUACAUAUUUUAAAAGCAGCCUUUUCAUACCUAUGUAUUCUAUAUUAAAAGUGGUAAAAAGUCAUGUUUCCGGGGAGUAUUCCAGUAGCUGACUUAAUUAUUUAAUAAUAGUACAUUGAUUACAUUGUAAUUAUUCUUGCUGUAGUCAGGUAUUAGUAACCGAUGGAAAUUUCCUACAAACCUGCUGUAUCCAAAGUUUUGUAAAAAGUUGUAGAGGUUGUUGAUCUUUUUGAUUUUAUAUUCAAAAGAAUUCUCUUUUUAUAAAUAUUAUUUAUUAUACAAUGUAUAUACCUUU